AUGAUAUAUCUAGUCAUGCUACUGAAUUCAACACUAAAAACAAGCAACCAUAACAACAAUAAUCUAGUAGAAACUACAUGCAAGAACACACCAAACUACAACCUUUUCAUAAAAACUUUGUUGUCCAACAAGCGCAGCACCAGCGGUUACAUAACAACACUAGCACUGAUCGUGGUGGAUGCCAUCAAAGCGAAGGCGAAUCAGGUAUCAGAAAUUAUCUCAAUGCUCCGUAGUUCGAGUCCUCCAAAAGCAAGGAGAGUUUCUUUAAAGGAGUGUGCUUUGUCAUAUAAGGUAAUUUUGACAGUAAGUUUGCCUGAAGCAAUUGAAGCCUUGACUAAAAGGAACCUAAAAUUUGCUGAAGAUGGUAUGGUUGGAUGUUUUGGAGUUUCUCAGGAUUGUGAGGAGAAUUUCAAAAGAAGUAUUUCACCUCUUACUGGUUUGAACACUGCAGUACAUGAGCUUUCUGGUGUGGGCAGAGCAAUUAUUAGAAAUCUAUUAUGA
This is a messenger RNA of Capsicum annuum, 501 nucleotides long. Its product is annotated as cell wall / vacuolar inhibitor of fructosidase 1-like. Lineage: Eukaryota; Viridiplantae; Streptophyta; Magnoliopsida; Solanales; Solanaceae. Gene Ontology annotation, biological process: negative regulation of catalytic activity. The record is from RefSeq and is a predicted model, not a curated record. The transcript has a single exon. Gene Ontology annotation, molecular function: enzyme inhibitor activity. Bases 1 to 501 code for a protein of 166 amino acids.